Messenger RNA from Penicillium concentricum, 996 nucleotides. RefSeq lists its product as uncharacterized. Lineage: Eukaryota; Fungi; Ascomycota; Eurotiomycetes; Eurotiales; Aspergillaceae. The coding region runs from base 1 to 996 and encodes 331 amino acids. The record is from RefSeq and is a predicted model, not a curated record. The transcript is spliced from 2 exons.
AUGAACUCAACAGCCUGUGUCAUUGAGGCUAACCCCGAUGUAUCUGGGGUCGGAAUUCGUGUAUCAAUCUACGCCCUCUGUCUAGGCGGGUCGAUCGUCAGCUAUCUACUCCGCGUAUUUGCCCCAGGCGAAGACCAAGAAGAGUUCUCGCGAGGCGUCUCCUCCGCCCUCGGCUUGCAAGGCCUGGCCCUCCUCUGCACAGCCAUUUACCAGACAGUCCGGGGCGACCUAACACUCUUCCACGCAAUAUGUGUCGUUCACCUCCUCGCCAUACUUGGCAUGGACUUGGUGAGCAAAGGCCGGUAUGCCGGACUCGGCCCAUGGCGACUAUAUUUCUUUGCCGCACUCCAGAUCCUGGCUUUGGCAGCUUUCCUCUCUUUGAAUGUCUAUGUCUGGGUAACUGCGCCGCAUUUUGGCAGCCAACGUCAGUGUAACAAGGAUACGGUGUAUGUGGUCUUUGGCGUCAGCAUUAAAGCCACUUCUCCCGUGUUCCGGUAUAUCAUCCUCGGGACGUUGGGUGCGGUUGUGGCUGGUUAUGCUCUUACUUUCACAUGUAUGCUGCCGUGUCUGUGUGGGUACGUUAGGUACCGAAGACGGCAUCCCGAGGCUGGAAACAGGAUUGAGGGCCAGAAGAGAGGUUGGAUGAAUUGGUUUGUGGAAGUCAAUCAUCCUGUUUACCAGGAUCGUGUCGAGCCACCUGAGAGACUGCAUGGCCAGGCGCUGCUUAAAUAUACGCUGAACAAGGUCGCUUACUGUUCGUUCUGCAUAUACUUGAUUGUGUCGCUGGAGCAGACUAUCAGUCGCAACGAUCUUGACCCUCAAGAGAAAGGAUGGACGUUUGGACAGGUUAUUGCGAUUUUCUUGUUGCUGGGUGUCGCCAAUGAGCUGCUUAAUGUUCUUCUUGCGAGUUGGGAUAGGAGGCAGAGUGAAAGUGCUCAGCAACUGGUGCAGUUUAGGCCAAACGCUGCGAACUCGGUGCAUUCUGCAUCUUCUUGA